CCAAAUGUUCAGUGACGUAUCCAGCUUUGACACUUCCUAGUUUGUUUUCUGAGCUGAACCGAAACCAGACGCCCAAUUAGAGAAUGCAUCUGUCCAGGGUUGGAAGUUACAUGAAGAGGAGAAAACGGGGCUGCUCUCAGGCCUGAUCACUUUUUGUCUUCCUCUGUCUGGCCAUCACUCUCUGCCUCUUCGGAUAGGUGCUCACCCCCACUCUCCCCUCGCCAACAUGCUGUGUUGGGGGAAUGCAAAAGACGGACAGUUGGGUAUUGGUUUGGAGAGGAACCCCAUGCCGGAGCCAAGGAUCUGUCAUGUGUUCAGUGGCAGGGGACUGAAGGACGUGGCCUGUGGAGGGCAACACACAAUGUUCCUGCUGCAGGAUGGUAGCGUCUACACAUGUGGUUCUAACAGCUGUGGACAGCUGGGCCAUGACAAACCAGGGACCUCCCCAGAGCUGGUCGUAGCUCUAGACACGCAGAAGAUAAUGAUGGUGUCGUGUGGGUGGGCCCAUUCUAUGGCGGUGAACGAGCAGGGACAAGUGUUUGCCUGGGGAGCUGGUGAAGGGGGCCAGCUCGGCCUGGGGACAGCAGAGGCGGCAGUUCGAAUCCCAAGAUUGGUCAAAAGGCUGUGUGACCAUCGGAUCUCUCAAGUAAUGUGUGGGAACCAGCACUGCAUUGCACUUUCUAGAGAUGGCCAGCUGUUCACGUGGGGCCAGAACACCAGCGGUCAGCUCGGUCUGGGGAAAGGAGAGCCCAGCAAGCUGUCCCCCCAUCCCCUCAAGUCUCUGGCGGGAAUUCCUUUGGCUAAGAUAACUGCUGGGGGAGACCACAGCUUUGCUCUCUCCUUGUCCGGAGCUGUAUUCGGUUGGGGCAAGAACAAAGCUGGACAGCUGGGUCUCAAUGAUAAACAAGACCGUGCUGUCCCAUGCCACAUCAAAUUUUUGAGGUCUCAAAAAGUUGUUCACAUCAGCUGUGGAGACGAACACACAGCGGCCCUCACGAAGGAUGGUGGCUUGUUUACAUUUGGUGAUGGCUCGUGGGGUCAGCUGGGUCACGGCUCUACCAAUAAUGAACUUCUCCCAAGGCGAGUGCUGGAGCUCAUGGGCACUGAAGUGUCCCAGAUCACCUGCGGAAGGCACCACACGUUGGCGUUUGUUCCCUCCUCUGGUGUGGUGUAUGCGUUUGGUUGUAACAGCCACGGUCAGCUUGGCACGGGAAUGCUGGGGGACGCUAGAAGCCCAUUUCCUGUCAAGACCAGUUUCCUGACUGGAAAUUUCCAAAGAACAGUGACCAAAAUCAUCUGUGGAGGAGACCACAGCUUCUUAUUGUACUCUAAUGAACAGAGUUCUGUCCCUCCAGAAGACUUCAGAGUGAUUAAUAUCAGUAAAUCAAUCUCCCCGAUCAAUUAUGAGAGAUUAAAUUCAUGGAGGUUAAAGCUGAUGUACACCUCAGAUUCUAGUGUCACAAAUGACAUCAUUAUUCAGCUCUCUUCCACGGCAUGUUGGAACGCCAGCUUCUUGGACCAAAGUGAUGAUACCCACUUCAAAACCAACCCAAAGAUCCCAGGCAUUGAUCUGAACUCUGUCAGAAUGCUGUUUGCGACGCUCAGCAAACCUGCUUUCUCUGGACUUCUGGAGCAGGCCACCAAGAGCUUUGAGAGUCUGUUGAUCCCUCAGCUGCCGCGCUCCCCUCCAGACGUGGAGGCCAUGAGGAUCUACCUCAUACUGUCCGAGUACCCGGCCCUGCAGGACUCCAAGAACUACAUCCGCCUCACCAUCCCCCUGGCGAUGGCCAUCCUCCGGCUAGACGCCAACCCCAGCAAAGUAUUGGAUAACUGGUGGUGUUUUGUGGACGGCAGUGUUUUCACCAGAAUGGUCGACAUGUACAAGAGCAUCGUUGUGUUUAUGCUGACGGGAGGCAAGACGCUGCUGGUGCCGGUCUUCUAUGAGAAUUAUUUUGUUGCCACACUAAGACUGCUGGAGAAACUCCACAAGGUAAACUUAAAGGCCCAGCACGUGGAGUACAACCAGUUUUAUAUCCCUGACAUCACCAGCCUGGUGGACAUCCAGGAAGACUACCUCAAAUGGUUUCUGAGUAAAGCUGAGAUUAAAGGAUCUUCCUCCCCGUCACAGAGUGACUUCCCCUCAGUGAACCUAUGUGCCUACCCGUUCAUUCUGAACGCUCAAGCCAAGACAACCAUGCUGCAAACAGAUGCUGAACUGCAAAUGCAGAUGGCAGUAAGCGGUGCAAACCUUCACAAUGUGUUCAUGCUGCUCACGCUGGAACCCCACCUUGCCAGGAACCCUUACUUGGUGCUCCAUGUGCGCAGGAACCAUUUAGUGAGUGAUACGCUGCGUGAGCUCACCAUGUACUCUGAUGUGGACCUCAAGAAGCCGCUCAAGGUGAUCUUUGAUGGAGAGGAAGCUGUAGACGCAGGCGGAGUUACUAAAGAGUUCUUCCUGCUGCUGUUGAAGGAGCUGAUGGAUCCUGUGUACGGGAUGUUCACACAUUACAAAGAGUCCAACCUGCUGUGGUUCUCAGACAAAUGUUUUGUUGAGCAGAACUGGUUUCACCUGAUCGGGAUCAUCUGCGGUCUCGCCAUCUACAACUCCACGGUGGUGGACCUCCACUUCCCUCUGGUUCUCUACAAGAAGCUGCUGGAGGUGGCGCCCACGCUGGAGGACUUCAAGGAGCUCUCGCCCACCGAGGCCAGGAGUCUACAACAACUUCUGGACUAUGACGGAGCCGAUGUGGAGGAGACGUUUCUUCUCAACUUUGCUAUCACCAGGGAGAACUAUGGGAUGACAGAAGUCAAGGAGCUCAUCCCUGGAGGAGAGAGCGUCAGCGUAGACAAAAACAACAGGAAGGAGUUUGUGGAGGCCUACCUGCGCUACGUGUUUUCAGACUCGGUGAGCGAGCAGUACUCGGCCUUCUCCUCCGGCUUCCUGAAGGUGUGCGGGGGGGAGAUCCUGUCGCUGUUCCAGCCCUCUGAGCUGAUGGCCAUGGUGGUCGGCAACAACAAUUACAACUGGGAGGAGAUGGAGAAGAAUGCCAUUUACAAAGGGGAAUACUCUGCCACUCAUCCAACAGUCAGACUGUUCUGGGAGGUUUUCCACGAGUUCCCUCUGGAGAAGAAGAAACAGUUCUUAUUGUUCCUGACCGGCAGCGACCGGAUCCCCAUCCACGGCAUGGAGAGCCUGCGCAUCGUCAUCCAGUCCACCACGGCGGAGGAGCACUACCUGCCGGUGGCCCACACCUGCUACAACCUGCUCGACAUGCCCCGCUACCAGACCAAAGAGAUCCUGCGCUGCCGCCUCACUCGGGCUGUGGAGCAGUACGAGGGUUUCAGCCUGGUCUGAGGACGGGAGGUCUUAAUGCACUUUAACAGCAAUAAACCACCGUGUUAGUGUCAAAACAGUGUAACGGGGGGCGGGACUGCGGCACACAGGAAAGUCACUCUCUUUAUAUGCUUUUACAAGAUUGUUAAGCAUCUUGAAUCUGAAAGGUCUAUGUAUGUAUAUGCAGAGUAUUAUUGUUUCGAUUGCUUUGGGCAAAGUUUCUCAACCUUCAUGGAUCAAUGGGAGGAUAUCAUGUGAUGAUGUGUGAUAUUUAUUUGACUACAGAAAAAAAAUGACAAGCUGGGAUCAAAAAAAUGUUGGGACCUAAAAAUCAAAGACCGGAGAAGGUUGAGAAACUGACUUUGGGUGUUUGCGUAGUUUCAUUAGUUUGUCUUAUUUUGCACAGCUGUGUAUUUUAUAUUCAACUCCUUAAAUUCUAUUUUUCACCUGUAAAUAAUUCUGUUAUUACCUUGAGACAAUAUAUCUGCGUUUUGUUACAUUUAAUUUAUUAAAUAGAGUGGUUAUUUUUUUGACAAAAUGAAAAUGUGUAUAUAUGUAUGUAAAUAGCACUUUGAAUAUAAUCUUUACCCUCGACAUUGGGAGCAAUGUUCGUCCAGCUGAUCCUUUAUAAUCUGGACACCAGCAUGUCCUCGCUGCCUGAAAGUAAAGGACAAUUGAGGAGGAGUAUCUGGCAGGAGGGAGGGUGCAGGAUGAGACAUGGUGAAUAUUAUUUGCAAUCUUUUCCUUUCGAGCUGUGGAUCACAGAGCAGCUGACUUUGUCUUGAACCUGCAUUCAACAGUGUUGCCUUCUACAGCAAAACCUACACAGAAAGCUGACUUUUAAAGGAUUUGUAGUGGUUGUUGUCUGUGUGCAUGUUCAUGAGUGAAAGCAAAAAAAAACAAAACUGUAAUUGUAAUUUAAAAACUUUGACAUGUUGUGAUGAUAUGCUUGUUAUCUUUAUGGCAGAGAGCUGGAUGAGCAGAUUGACUGAUACAAUUUUCACGACUGUUCUUUAAAUUCAAAACGGCAAGCAGCAGCGGGUUAGUUUAGCAUGAACUCUGGAAAGGUUGUGAAACAGCCAGCCGAGCUCCGUUGGUUCUUGAUUGAGCUUUAGAUAUAUAAACAUAUGACCAAACGCAAUAAUUGUAUUAAGUAUCUGUCCAAAAUCCUCAUUUCAGUAUUGAGCAAUGAGAAAUUAAAUGCUGAGCUCGAGAUGUUUUUUAAGUUGUCCUGAAAAAUUGUUCCCAAGGUAAUAGUAAAUUCAUCUUUCGCCAAAGAAAUGGACUGUGAGAGGAUGUUUUGUUUUUUUUAUUCCUCAUAAAUACAGUUGAUCCACAGGGGAUGGACUGUUUGUUGGCUGGUGCUGCACCAUAUUCUGUGAACUUUGAUUAGAUAAGGAACUUGGCCUAAAUUGCCACCAUAAACAUUUAUUAUUGAUUUAUUUCUAUUAAUUUCUUACCAUACUUUGAUAGCCGUUAUCCAACAUGGCACGACCACAUUAUUUAGAUGGGGGGUCACAAAUUUUGCUAUCUAGCUUCUUGGAUAACAGAAUAUGACGUAACACCUAGAACUUUCCGGUGUCUGGUUGCCUGGCAACUGCUCGGGGCCUAGAGAGAGUCUGGCACACAAGUGUGUGUGAAACGCUUAUUUGUUUUUACACUUGUUUGUUGUACAUAUUAAACGAAUGAGACAUAACACAUUAAUUAGAGAACAUUAGAGAUGCGACUUGGCAGAUUCUUUUAGCUGUUUGUUUGUUUUUUUUUUUUUUUACUAGGCUAAGCUAACCUGCUGCUAGCUUCAUAUUAGCUGGCUAACUCUCUGGCAGAAGGAGUAUGCACACAUGUCCCAAAAUGUCUUUUAAAACUUCCUAUAUAAUCAUUAAAAUUAGCAAUUGUAAUUAGUUGAUGUCCGAGUUGCAGAUAAUUAAAGAAAAUGUGAAAUUUGUGGCACCAACAAGUGCAUAUUUACCAGAUGACCCGUAAAGUACUCUAAAUAUAAAGUCAGUUGAUAAACUGUGUAUGACUUGUUCCAGAACUUGCCCUGAUGCUGUAUUUAUUCCCGCAGUCAAACCUCUUAAUCCAAAAUGUUUAAUUAGGUCGUGCACUGAUGUGAAGUGUGUGAAAUGGUCUUGCAUAUAUAUAUCUAUAUUUUUUAUAUAUUUCAUACCUGACAGUGGUGUUAAAGUGAGUUGAGACGGUAAAUGACUUGAUGUGUCCUGGCGAACGGGUCACACUGACACAUCCAUUUAGCAAUAACAACCUGAAACAGCCCAGUAAUGUAGUGAUGACUGGGUUCUUCUUCGAAAGGUCUUAAACACUGGACUCUUCUGAGACAGUUGGUCCUCUUGCUUAGCUCUAUACUGCAUGUACACACAUGAGCUACAUGUCCAGUCAGUAUUUGUCUGAUUAAAGCUGAUUUCUCCUGCAGAGUUUAGUCCUAUGCAAAAGGUUUGUGCAGCCCUCGACUUUUUUGCACCUUUUAAUGUGCUACUGAAAAAAAUGUGAUUUUUGCAUCUGAAGUCCACACAAUGCUCUCUGUUCCAGCCAACUUUUUAAAUAAAACAAGACGGUGUAAAAGCAUA
Molecule: messenger RNA, 5916 nt
Organism: Acanthopagrus latus (yellowfin seabream)
Lineage: Eukaryota; Metazoa; Chordata; Actinopteri; Spariformes; Sparidae
Gene: herc3
Product: HECT and RLD domain containing E3 ubiquitin protein ligase 3
Exons: 25
Coding region: 227-3355 (1042 amino acids)
Molecular function (GO): ubiquitin-protein transferase activity
Source: RefSeq, a predicted model, not a curated record